AUUGUUUAGUUUUUGGUUUUCAAUUUGUGUGUUGGAAUGUGGAUGUGUUCAAACAUAUAUAAUUAAUUUCUUCGUAAUCAAACAACUUUGAUUUCAAUUUAAAAUGUUUUAAUUGUUACAAAAAUAAAUAAAGAUGCCGCCAACUGUUCAAACUAACGAACCCGAGCGCGAAAAACGUCCCCAGAGGACAGGUGAAAGAAGAUCUGAAUUAGUUACACGGGUAAAAUAUUGCAAUACUCUGCCCGAUAUACCCUUCGAUUUGAAAUUUAUUACGUAUCCAUUUCCUUCUACUCGAUUCAUUCAGUAUAAUCCGACAUCUUUAGAGAAAAACUAUCGCUAUGAAGUGUUAACUGAACACGAUUUAGGAGUGCACAUAGAUUUAAUAAAUCGAGACAUAUAUCAAGGAGAUGGCAAUGCUACUUUGGAUGUUGCUGAUGAAAAGCUUCUAGAAGACGAUGUUCUCACACCUCAGGAUUCAAAGAGAUCUCGUCAUCAUGCUAAAAACGUGUCCUGGUUGCGUCGCUCCGAGUACAUUUCAACUGAACAGACAAGAUUUCAACCACAAUCUAUGGAAAAGGUUGAAGCCAAAGUUGGUUAUAAUGUUAAAAAAAUAUUCAGCGAAGAGACAUUGUACAUGGACAGAGAUAGUCAGAUUAAGGCCAUUGAGAAAACAUUUGAAGAUAACAAGAAGCCUAUAGAGAAGCAUUACAGUAAACCUGGUGUGACCCCUGUGGAGGUUAUGUCAAUGUUUCCUGACUUUGAUAUGUGGAAGUACCCAUGUGCUCAAGUCAUCUUUGAUACAGACCCUGCACCCUCUGACAAGAAUAUUGCUGGACAGAUUGAAGCUAUGUCCCAAGCUAUGAUUCGUGGUGUGAUGGACGAAAGUGGUGAACAGUUUGUAGCGUACUGUCUUCCGACUGAAGACACUAUACAGAAACGUCGCCGAGAUGUCACAGAAGGCAUACCGUAUAUGGACGGUGAUACAUAUGAAUAUAAAAUGGCAAGAGAAUACAACUGGAAUGUCAAAAGUAAAGCUUCUAAAGGUUAUGAAGAAAAUUAUUUCUUGGUUGUCCGCAAUCAUUGUGUGUAUUACAAUGAGCUAGAGACUCGAGUACGGUUGUCUAAGCGUCGCGCGAGAGCGGGCGUGGCUGCACAGGCUCUGACACGUCUUGUGGUCACACACAGACCGUUGAGUGCGGCUGAACAUCGGAUGCUGAGACUGAGAGAGAAACAGUUGGAACCAGCGCAGGAAGAAGAUGAAGAAGAGGAGGAUGACGAAGAUGAGGAAGAUGACAAACAGGAUCAAAAUGAAGAAAAAGAAAGGUCUCGUUCCCGUUCUAAAUCUGGUUCGAAAUCGCCUCAAGGUUCGGAACAUUCUAAGGAAUCUAACAGAUCGAGGUCCGGUUCCCGUGAAAAGUCAAGAUCAAGAUCCAAGUCGAAGUCUAAAUCUAGAAGCCGCUCGCGGUCUGCUUCUGGAUCUAGGAAGUCUAGAUCUAGAUCAGGGUCUGCACAGUCUGGUUCUGCUAGGUCGGGAUCAGCUAGGUCUGGAUCCAGGGCAUCAUCUCGGGCAUCUUCACGCGCCAGCUCUAAAAGCGGCAAAGCUUCUAGAGCCAGUUCAGCGAGUGGACGCGGUUCUAGAGCAAGUUCAAAAGUUAGCGGCAAGGGUUCCAGAGCCAGUUCAAAGGCGAGUUCCCGCGCCUCCUCUCGCGCCAGCCGCAGAUCUUCUCGAGCAUCAUCACGAGCGUCUUCUAAAGGCUCAGGAUCUAAAGCAUCUUCUAAAGCCAGCUCGAGAAGGAACUCUGGAUCUGGUAGCGGGUCAGAAAGAUCUAGAAGUCGAUCGGCAAGUGGAUCCAGACAGGGUUCUCGUAGCGGUUCAGCAUCGAGUGCGUCUUCGAAGCGCAGCGGCUCGGACUAGAUGACGUCACUUAUCAUUUAUUCAAGCUUCGUAAAUUGAAUAAUAUAAAAUUAACUUCAUGAAUUAUGUAAAAUUGAAUAUGAAUAUAAUGAUUGACAUUUU
Messenger RNA from Papilio polytes (common Mormon), 2017 nucleotides. It is a transcript of the gene atms, whose product is annotated as RNA polymerase II-associated factor 1 homolog. Gene Ontology annotation, molecular function: chromatin binding; RNA polymerase II complex binding. Lineage: Eukaryota; Metazoa; Arthropoda; Insecta; Lepidoptera; Papilionidae. The record is from RefSeq and is a predicted model, not a curated record. Gene Ontology annotation, biological process: transcription elongation by RNA polymerase II. Gene Ontology annotation, cellular component: Cdc73/Paf1 complex. Bases 134 to 1915 code for a protein of 593 amino acids. The transcript has 10 exons.